AUGGUUCACUGUGCAGGCUGCAAAAGGCCAAUCUUGGACCGGUUUUUGUUGAAUGUACUGGACAGGGCUUGGCAUGUGAAGUGUGUUCAGUGCUGUGAAUGUAAAUGCAAUUUGACAGAGAAAUGCUUUUCGCGAGAAGGCAAGCUUUACUGCAAAAACGACUUCUUUCGGUGUUUCGGGACCAAGUGUGCGGGCUGUGCCCAGGGCAUCUCCCCCAGCGACCUGGUCCGCAGGGCGCGGAGCAAAGUGUUCCACUUGAACUGUUUUACGUGUAUGAUGUGUAACAAGCAACUCUCCACCGGCGAGGAGCUCUACAUCAUAGACGAAAACAAGUUUGUGUGCAAAGAAGAUUACCUAAAUAACAGCAAUACUGCCAAAGAAAACAGCCUGCAUUCAGCCACCACCGGCAGUGACCCCAGCCUGUCGCCCGACUCCCAAGACCCCUCCCAGGACGACGCCAAGGACUCGGAAAGCGCCAACGUAUCCGACAAGGAGACGGGCAGCAACGAAAACGACGACCAGAACCUGGGGGCCAAGCGACGGGGACCCCGCACCACCAUCAAAGCCAAACAGCUAGAGACUUUGAAAGCCGCCUUCGCGGCCACCCCCAAACCCACCCGGCACAUCAGGGAGCAGCUGGCGCAGGAGACCGGCCUCAACAUGCGGGUCAUCCAGGUCUGGUUCCAGAACCGCCGGUCGAAGGAGCGGCGGAUGAAGCAGCUGAGCGCGCUGGGCGCGCGGCGGCACGCGUUCUUCCGCAGCCCGCGCAGGAUGCGGCCGCUGGUGGAUCGCCUGGAGCCCGGCGAGCUCAUCCCCAACGGGCCCUUCUCCUUCUACGGAGAUUAUCAGAGCGAGUAUUACGGCCCUGGCAGCAAUUACGAUUUCUUCCCGCAAGGACCUCCUUCAUCUCAAGCUCAGACACCCGUGGAUCUCCCUUUCGUGCCCUCCUCAGGGCCGUCAGGCACUCCCCUGGGGGCCAUGGAUCACCCCCUGCCCGGACAUCACCCCUCCAGUGAGGCCCAGCGCUUCACUGACAUCAUGUCGCACCCCCCCGGAGACUCGCCCAGUCCUGAACCCAACCUGCCCGGGUCCUUGCACUCCAUGUCAGCAGAAGUUUUUGGCCCCAGUCCUCCAUUUUCUUCGAUAUCCGUCAACGGUGGUGCUAACUAUGGCAAUCACUUGUCACAUCCACCAGAAAUGAAUGAAGCGGCUGUGUGGUAG
This is a messenger RNA of Colius striatus (speckled mousebird), 1221 nucleotides long. It is a transcript of the gene LHX1, whose product is annotated as LIM homeobox 1. The record is from RefSeq and is a predicted model, not a curated record. Lineage: Eukaryota; Metazoa; Chordata; Aves; Coliiformes; Coliidae. Gene Ontology annotation, molecular function: RNA polymerase II transcription regulatory region sequence-specific DNA binding; DNA-binding transcription factor activity, RNA polymerase II-specific. Gene Ontology annotation, cellular component: nucleus. Gene Ontology annotation, biological process: regulation of transcription by RNA polymerase II; neuron differentiation. The transcript is spliced from 5 exons. The coding region runs from base 1 to 1221 and encodes 406 amino acids.